UAGAGACAUGUUUAAAAACAAAAAAUAUUUUCAACUUGUCGGAUUUAUUCCAUUAAAAAAAAAAAAAAGUAAAGAAAACGAUUUAAAAAUAAACAUAGUUGUAGGAAGCAUCUGUUGUUUGAAUAAGUUGAUUAAAAGUUAAUUUUGUAUGAUGGCCGAAUAUUGUGGUCUGUUUUUGAUACUGCUUUUACAUUUUCACAUAGUGAAAGGAUACAUACCAGGAGCUGUUGCUUCUUCAACUGGUUUUUAUAUAGAAUAUGGCAUAAUCGGAAAAUAUGAAUCGCCAUCUGUUGAAGAUUGCUUGAGCAAAUGUGCAAGUGCGGUUAAUUGUAAAUCUUUUUGCGUCUCAAUCGUCUUGAAGCUCUGCUAUUUGAACAAUGUAAUAAAAGAUGAUGUUCCGUCAUUAAUUUAUUUUAUAACUCCCGAUUCAUUCACGACAACGCUCAUAAAAGAUGCGAGUUUUGUUUACUAUGAAAUGAUAUUGCCUGAAACAUAAAAAAAUAUGGUCAGCGUAAUGCCAAAUUUUAUAUCUUGCAAUCUAAAAACAUUCGUUAUUAUUCUCAUCAUUUGUAAAUCAUGUUUCAACUUUUUGUACAAGAGUGAUUGUUUUAAGAUUAAUUAAUGAAAUGUAAACUGUAAUUUUUGGAAAA
Molecule: messenger RNA, 650 nt
Organism: Hydra vulgaris (swiftwater hydra)
Lineage: Eukaryota; Metazoa; Cnidaria; Hydrozoa; Anthoathecata; Hydridae
Source: RefSeq, a predicted model, not a curated record